AUGAGUGAUGAGCCGGCGGCGAAGCGCAUGAAAAGCAUCGAUGAGUUCCCGAAUCUUCGGGCCGACGUAGCCGAUGCGGUCAAGGAGAAGCUGAUCGAAUUGGACACCAUUCAACAUCAAUUGGAUAUAAUGAGUGAAAAAGCAGCCGAGGAGAUCCUUCGCGUUGAGCAGACAUUCAACAAGAAACGAGUGCCGAUAUACGAGAAGCGGAAGGCGUUAACGACGAAAAUCGACAACUUCUGGCAGACGGCGUUCCUUAAUCAUCAUCUUCUCUCAACAGCGAUCCCAGAAGAGCAAGAGGAUCUGCUCAGCGCAUUGCGUGAUCUCGAAGUUCAAGAGUUUGAUGAUCUUCGCAGUGGAUUCAAGAUUAUAAUGACUUUCGACAAAAACGACUACUUUGAGAAUGACGUCAUCACUAAAUCGUAUCAUUUGCAAUCGGAGACACCGAGCACUGAAAUCACCGAAAUUCAAUGGAAGGAUAAUAAGAAGCCGACGCUGCCAGAUGACGACGCGGCGAGCAUCACGUUCCUCGAGUGGCUUUCAUACGCUGCUCCACCAGACAGUGACGAGAUAGCCGAGGUGAUUAAGGACGACUUGUUCAUCAAUCCACUUCAGUACUAUGUGAUGCCUGAUAUGCAGGAGGUCGAUGAGGAUGAUAUUGAAGGUUUUUUGAACGAGGAGCGAGGAUUGGAUGAGGUUCCUCUGAUGUUCCGACACCGGAUGGACUACACAUUUUAUCGGAAAGACGUCGUGUGUGACGAUCAAAUUUUCUCGGUGCAAAAGCGCGGAAUCGAGCAGCUGAUGAGCCAUUUCGGAAUGAUUGGAACCUUGGGACAAGUCUUCCUUCCCCACGUUGAAAUGGAAGUUCUAUCGGUGGUUCCGGUGAUUGACGAGGGGACGGUAAGAUUUCGAUGGAGAGUCAAAUACGUGUCAUUCCUCCGUCUCCUCACGAAUCCACGUCUUCUUCGCUUUGACUACCGUGUGAAGAAUUUGAGCUGGUUCGAUGGAUAUUCGGUUCUCACCGUCGAUGGAAACGGCGAUGUUUAUAAAGUCACAUUGCAAAAGAUGCAACAAGACGAACAGAAGAGCCUUCUGGUGUCAACAACCGAGAAGCUCAAGGAGAAAUUGGCAAAAGCAGCUCCAGCUGCAGCCAACACUUGA
Caenorhabditis briggsae is the source of this 1161-nucleotide messenger RNA. RefSeq names its product Protein CBR-SPR-2 (gene Cbr-spr-2). The record is from RefSeq and is a predicted model, not a curated record. Gene Ontology annotation, biological process: nucleosome assembly. Gene Ontology annotation, cellular component: nucleus; chromatin. Gene Ontology annotation, molecular function: histone binding; chromatin binding. Bases 1 to 1161 code for a protein of 386 amino acids. Lineage: Eukaryota; Metazoa; Nematoda; Chromadorea; Rhabditida; Rhabditidae. The transcript is spliced from 4 exons.